UACGAACAUUCAACAAGUAUGUAACAUACCUUGGCGUAGCAAGUGCUUUUUUUCUGAACGCCUCACGCUCCCGCAACAGAGCAGGAUCCAUAUUUAUUUGAUAAUAAACUGAUAACGAUAAAGAUGUGGCUACAUCAAUUCUUCUACAACGUCAUAUUUUUGUUAAUUAUUUUACAGUGUGCAAGCACAGACGAUCAGCUGUCACCAUGGAAGUGGGUGUGCGAGGAUGGCAAGUGCGUGAAGACCAAGAACGACCCUCAGAGCAAGGAGCCAGUGCUGUGCUUGGAGGCCUGCAAAAUGUUCUGUAAUGAUAAUGGACUUCUAUGGCCAAAACCAACUGGAAAAGUGGAGUUGGGAAACUUUUUAUCCAAAAUAAACAUACAUAAUAUAAAAGUGGAGAUAGACAGACAUGGAAGGUCUGACGAUUUGAUGGACGCCGCAGGACGGAGGUUCCAAAACCUGGUGUCCAUUAGUAUACCAUCAGGGAUGACUCCGAAGGCAUCUGGAAAAUCUGUUACUGUUUAUCUUGUUAAUGAAAAUCCUGAUAUGAAGGAAUUUUCUCUGGACAUGGAUGAGAGUUACACCAUCCGUGCUGAUGCGGUAUCCAAUGAUAAGAUAAACGCAACCAUCACUGGUAACAACUUCUUCGGAGUUAGGAAUGGACUGGAAACUCUAUCCCAAUUGUUCCUGUUUGACGAUAUUAGGAACCAUCUUGUGAUGGUCCGUGAUAUUUACAUAACGGACAAGCCAGUGUAUCCCUACAGAGGUAUUCUUUUGGAUACUGCGAGGAAUUACUUUACUGUGGACUCUAUUAAGGCUACUAUCGACGCAAUGGCAGCUGUAAAACUGAAUACCUUCCACUGGCACAUAACAGACAGUCAAAGUUUCCCCUUUGUAUCUCAGAGGAGACCGAACUUGACUAGAUAUGGCGCUUAUAGCCCCAGCAAGGUAUACACUCGCGACGCAAUGGAGGAAGUAGUACAGUUCGGUUUGGAGCGCGGUGUGCGCGUGUUGCCUGAGUUCGAUGCGCCUGCGCAUGUGGGAGAGGGAUGGCAGGAUACUGGCCUCACUGUGUGCUUUAAGGCUGAGCCCUGGGCAUCCAUCUGUGUGGAGCCACCUUGCGGUCAACUGAACCCUGUUCGAGAGGAACUAUAUGAAGUGCUCGGUGAUAUCUAUGCGGAUAUGGCUGACGUAUUCAACCCGGAUCUGUUCCACAUGGGCGGUGACGAAGUGAGCGAGAGAUGCUGGAACACAUCGCAGGAGAUCCAGCAGUUCAUGGUGCAGAACCGCUGGGACCUGGACAAGACCUCCUUCCUCAAGCUCUGGAAUUAUUUCCAGACGAAGGCGCAGGAUAAGGCUUAUAAGGCUUUCGGCAAGCGCCUACCACUCAUCUUAUGGACAAGCACGCUCACAGACUACACGCACAUAGACAACUUCCUCAACAAGGACGACUAUAUCAUUCAGGUGUGGACCACAGGCGUGGACCCUCAGAUCAAGGGUCUCCUCGGCAAGGGAUACAGACUCAUCAUGUCCAACUAUGAUGCACUAUAUCUAGAUUGUGGGUACGGAGCCUGGGUUGGGUCUGGUAACAACUGGUGUUCUCCAUACAUCGGCUGGCAGAAGGUUUAUGACAAUAGUCCUAAAGAAAUGGCCGCUCAGUAUCACGAUCAAAUCCUUGGCGGUGAAGCAGCUCUAUGGUCGGAGCAAGCGGACACAUCAACGCUGGACGCGCGUCUGUGGCCGCGCGCCGCAGCGCUCGCCGAGAGACUGUGGGCCGAGCCUAGCGACGGGUGGGCUGCUGCCGAGAGACGGAUACUGCACGUGCGAGAACGCCUAACACGUAUGGGAAUCAAAGCGGAGUCACUUGAACCGGAGUGGUGCUACCAGAACGAGGGUUACUGCUAUUAAUUAUCUGUGAUCGUUUAUUGUCUGUAUUUUUAUAAAUAUGGCGGGAAUAACUAAUGUCAACUGUUAAAUUUUAUUUGAUUUGCCAUUUGUCAAUUUAAAUUUUUUGCUUAGACUUUCGUUAUGCCAAUAGCAAUAAUAAUUGUAUUUUUUUAAACUAAUUAUGUGAUUCCCGCCAUAUUUGUAAAACAAUUUUCAAGUCAGGAAUUAUACAUUAAGAUAAUAUAUUUUAUGACAUUCAAUGUUUAAAUUCAAUAUUCGAAAUAAAAUUAGAUCAUGCACUCAUGUAAUUUUAUAGAUUUUUAAACAACAAUACUCACACUUAUUGACGUACAACUUAAAAAUAACAUUUCUAAUGUAUUGCAUGAAGAUUUUUUGCAUAUUUUAAUGUGCUCUUAUAACACGCCUUAUUGGCAUCGGAAUAAAGUUUAAUAUUGAUGUAAAAAUUAAAUAUAUUUUAGAAGCGAAAAGUAUUAAAAUUAUUCGACAUUGUUCUCUAUAAUUCCUUAUGAGAUUAUAUUUUUAUUUAAGUAUUAAAAUUUUAUCGAUGUAUGGAAUAAAUAAUAAUUAUUAUAUUUGUA
Messenger RNA from Colias croceus (clouded yellow), 2486 nucleotides. It is a transcript of the gene Hexo1, whose product is annotated as chitooligosaccharidolytic beta-N-acetylglucosaminidase. The coding region runs from base 124 to 1908 and encodes 594 amino acids. NCBI's taxonomy places the organism in Eukaryota, Metazoa, Arthropoda, Insecta, Lepidoptera, Pieridae. Gene Ontology annotation, cellular component: membrane. Gene Ontology annotation, molecular function: beta-N-acetylhexosaminidase activity. The record is from RefSeq and is a predicted model, not a curated record. The transcript has 16 exons. Gene Ontology annotation, biological process: ganglioside catabolic process; glycosaminoglycan metabolic process; carbohydrate metabolic process.